Molecule: messenger RNA, 1761 nt
Organism: Asterias rubens (European starfish)
Lineage: Eukaryota; Metazoa; Echinodermata; Asteroidea; Forcipulatida; Asteriidae
Product: C2 calcium-dependent domain-containing protein 4C-like
Exons: 3
Coding region: 1-1761 (586 amino acids)
Source: RefSeq, a predicted model, not a curated record
AUGGAGAGCUCACCUGACACCACACCAGUGCUAGUCAAACGUAGCAGCACACAGCUCCUGGCUGUCUUAACCCCAAAGACCAUACCUAAGUUUGUGAUUCCUCAUCGCCGACCGGGUCAAGCGAGUAGCCCAGUUCGAACGGGUCCUGCUGGCAAGAGGUCCUCCCGUAAGUGGAGUAGUGAUAGUGACUAUUCCUCGGGCUCUGCAAUGCUCGAUGAGUACGAUAUGUCCUCACCGGUACACGGUAGUCCCUAUCACCACCAGGGCAAAUCUAACGACUGCAUCAAUGGUUUUACCCCGAGCGAUCCGGGCUACACCCUAGCUAUGACCCUUCGACAUCUACCGAAAAACUACACCAAGUAUGGAUUCUCGACGCUCUCGGCUUCUCCCAAGACCAACAGAACAGAGUCAAUGUUCUUACCCAAAGCUAAUGUUCUGUCUAAUAAACUGGAAACAUGCCGUUUUACUGACAACGUGUUCGACUCGCCAGGCUCGGCAAAAGGCAGACGCACUACCCCGACUCGUCGUGGACUUUUUCCCGCUUCCCGGACCUACCUAGACACGGAUUCGUCUGAGAACAGCGACGAUGACUCCUCAGCGGAAGACGGUUUACUCCGUUUUCCAAGAUCUUACAGUAACGACCAAAGUCGUAGCUGGGCCAAAACACAGAGAACGAGGAGAAAUGGCGUAAAUUUACUCAAUCAACAAAACAGCGAUGGGGACGAGUACCUCUCCGACCAAAGUUCAAUCGAAGGGAGUCCGGUGCUUCGUAGACACGCAACCAAACAUUGCCGACGAAAUCUCCCCGAAGAAGACCCGGAUAACAAGAGAUCACUGGCUCUACAGGAGCUCCAUCUAACGUGUGCACGGCAGCUUUACGGUACCAAGGAUCAAUACUCCACGGACAUGGGUGGCAUCGAGAUAUGCCUACGGUACGAUCGCGCCGCAAGACAGCUGAUGGUUCUCCUCAUACGCGGUGAAAACAUCGGAUCGCAACAUGCCCUUUUCCCGAAGAGGGUCUGCUCGUUCGUGAAGCUGAGCAUAAACCAGUCAUUCUGCAAGGUGCAGAAAUCCAAUACGGCGAAGAACACUUCCGACCCUUAUUUCGACGAAGAGUUUGCUUUCCAUAACAUCAGCCCCGUCAUUCUGAAAAAUUCGCAUCUACGACUUCAGGUGUUCUUGGAGGGACUCGCCAGCAAACUCCGCCUGAAGAACUCGACAAACAUCGGCGAGGUCCGGCUGAGACUUGCUGAGGUGGAACAGAACGGAUACGUACACGUCAAAGAGGAUUUGAAACACAAAAAACACUUUACUGUUCCUAAGAGGAUGAAUGUAGGCUUGAGUUACAGAGCAAAUAACCGCGUUCUCACAGUGGUCGUCGUCAAAGCACAGAACCUGAUUGACGGCAUCAUGUCACGUGGAUCAAACUGUUGUGUUGAAGUCCAGUUGACCCAAGUCGGUAGCAGUGGUGGUCUGGACACCGACGUACGGCAGUCGAGCGUCAGGCGGCUGACCAACUCACCCGUCUUCAAAGAUGCCUUCACGUUCCGUCUUAACGAGACCCAGAACAUCCGAGACGGCCUGAUGGUCGUCUGCCGGAUCGUUCACCGGAAGCCCUUCCGCAAGAACACCACCAUUGGCCAGGUCCAGUUCGGCAUCGGCUCCACACGCCUCAGUGAAACUAUCCAAUGGACAAACUUGUUACGUAAUCUGGGUCGACCAAUCACGCAGUGGCACGCACUUUCAAAAAAAGGACAAUGA